Actinia tenebrosa (Australian red waratah sea anemone) is the source of this 650-nucleotide messenger RNA. RefSeq names its product macrophage migration inhibitory factor homolog. Gene Ontology annotation, molecular function: phenylpyruvate tautomerase activity. The record is from RefSeq and is a predicted model, not a curated record. NCBI's taxonomy places the organism in Eukaryota, Metazoa, Cnidaria, Anthozoa, Actiniaria, Actiniidae.
GUCGACUGCAUCGUGAACUCGCAUUCUUCGCCGUUUCAUAAAAAUAGUAAUUUUGCUUUUUGUCGAGAAAUGCCGUAUCUUCAAGUCCAAACGAACAUCCCAGCGGCUAAAGUCCCUGAGGAUUUCUUGAAAAAAUCGACAACCCUCCUAGCAGACCUUCUAGGCAAACCAGAAUCGUUCAUAUGUGUAUGCAUUGAGCCUGGGCAGCUAAUGACGUGGGCAGGAACGUCUGAACCAACUGCUAUUGUUCAGUUGACCAACAUUGGCCGACAUGAUGCAGAAACAACCAAGAAGUACACAGAGAUGUUGACAGAACAUCUAGUGAAACAGCUUGGUGUCCCACAGGACAGGAUGCACCUUGUCUUCCACACAAAAGAUAGAUUUGAAAUUGGUCACAAUGGCAAAACAUUUGCUUAAUAGAUCAAUCUUUCACGCUUGAAGAUUUGAAGUGAAAAGCUACUGAUAUUAAGAUCAAGGUGGUUUUCCAGUAAACAAAGUUUUAUCAAUAGAAUAUUUCUCUGCAUGAAGCAGAGCCAAUAACUAAUGCAUGACCAACAAAAUUGUCAAAUUGCAAACAGAAAUCCUAAAUAGUUUUGUGAUUUUAAAUAGUUUAUAGCCAAGUUUUAUAAACAAUUAAAGUGAAUAACAAA